Messenger RNA from Trichoderma atroviride IMI 206040, 1272 nucleotides. RefSeq lists its product as uncharacterized. The record is from RefSeq and is a predicted model, not a curated record. NCBI's taxonomy places the organism in Eukaryota, Fungi, Ascomycota, Sordariomycetes, Hypocreales, Hypocreaceae.
UCCUCGACUCCUCCGCUUCAAAGUAGCAACCAAGCAAGAACAAUACCCACUACCAUCUAGGCAUCUCAACCAUCCCUGCAACCGAUCUGGCUGCCUUGAGUCACACACCCAAUAUAUAUACAUCUUCCUCCUCCACACAAAUCAAAAUGUCUGCUCCAUCACUGUUGCGACAAGCUACCCAGAAGAACAUGUCCAUCACUCAGACCUACUACCUGGCCCACAAGGCCCGAGCAAAGCUCUCUCGCGAGGCUGCUCAACCCGAUCACGAUCUCCGCCUCCUGGUUGGACACGCUAACCUCCUCGACUCUCUGAUGCUUGAACUUGCCGAGGCCGAGCGAGAGCAGGAGCGAUGGUUCAACCAGUCUGUCCGCAACUCAAAGGCCACCUCGGCCGCCAACAACAAGCGACACAUCCAGUGGGCCGAUCGGAUCGAAGAGGAGGCUGUCGAUGAGGAGGAAUACGACUCCGACUCUUCAGUCGACUCUGACGACGAAUCCGACUACGACGAGAUGGAGGAGAACACCCGCACCACAAUCACCCCCACCUCCACAAUCAAGGUUGUCGAGGACGAGGUCAUGGCUGACGACGAUCUCGAGGAGGACUACGCUCAGCUCGGCCUUGUUCGAACUCCCUCUCACUCCAACUCCCCUCCGGAGCUGGUUGACCACGAAUCCGAUGAGUCUUCUGACGACGAGGCCAUGCCCCCAUCACCUGUCGAUGCCGAGCUGCCUCUUCCCGAGAAGUCAGAACAAGAGAGCGAAGAAUCAUAUUACCAAGAAGAGGACUUUUACCUGGGCCGACGAUCACCUGCCGGCCUGGUGUCUGCUAUCUCAGUCUACUAAAGCAGCAACCGAUACCUCUUUCUUGUACAACACUUUUAAUUGAUUCUUACGACUUUUUUUGAUCUGCAUUAGCGAAUUGGCAUGGCUUGGCACGGCGCUUUCUGGAUAUCUCCUACAUCAUGAUACCCCGAGAGGGAAAAUAUAAAAGGCAUUCGGCGUUUCUUUCUUUCUACAUUUAGCACUCUUUUCUUUCCUUUGUUCAAUCAUUAUACACCAUAGAGAUUCACAGCUCAACGUCUUUUCUUUACAAUCAUGGCAAUGCGAGGGGGAUGGGAUGAGCAUUGGUGGGCCGCUCCCUGGAACUGGUCUUCCUUUGGUCGAGUGGACCGCCUUACCAAGAGUAGUAGCACUCAAAGAGAGGAAAUCGAAUAGCGAUUUCACUUCUCGAUUACCAAAUACAAAAACCGUUACAAACUCAUUUCUAAUUGCC